Diaporthe batatas is the source of this 940-nucleotide messenger RNA. RefSeq lists its product as uncharacterized. The record is from RefSeq and is a predicted model, not a curated record. Gene Ontology annotation, biological process: translation. Gene Ontology annotation, cellular component: ribosome; cytosolic large ribosomal subunit. Gene Ontology annotation, molecular function: structural constituent of ribosome. The transcript is spliced from 4 exons. The coding region runs from base 106 to 555 and encodes 149 amino acids. Lineage: Eukaryota; Fungi; Ascomycota; Sordariomycetes; Diaporthales; Diaporthaceae.
GCCAGCGCUACCCACGCAGAGUCGACGACAACGAGAUCAGCCAACCGCCCCUUGACGCCCAUUCCCCCUAACGACCUCACCGAUUCUCACAAAAUCACCGCCAAGAUGUCUCUGCCCAACGUCUCGUCCGAUCUCGUCUGGGAGAUCACCCGCAACAGCAACUCCUACCUGGUCAAGCGCAACACGGCCGGUGGUGUUCACUUCUCCCGUGACCCUCUCAACCUGACCAACGUCAACUCCCGCAAGCACGCCGGUUACGUUAACGAGAAGGCCGUCGGUAUCUCCGCCGACGGUGAGAAGGGCGUCAAGGUCGUCUCCAAGACCAAGGCCACCCGCCAGCCCGCCAAGAACGCCCACCAGCGCACCUUUGGCUCGCACAACCGCAAGACCUACAAGAACAUUGCCUCCUCCACCGGCAAGUCUGGAUACCGCCCCGACCUCCUGCAAGCCGCCGUCGCCCGUGCCUCCGCCAUCCGCCGAUCCCAGCGCCCCGUGAAGCCCGAGCCCGAGAGGAAGCUGCGUGGCAACGCCGCCAAGAAGGCUGCCCAGGAGUAAAUUCUUCUCCAGUAACAUAACUGAGAGAGACAUGCUGGACUGUCGAUGACCAACGAGCCCGAGCGACGUUUUGACGUGGCCAUGGCAUCGCAUCUGAAAUGAGGACCGCGUGGGUCUCGGGAAGAGCCCAGGUGGUUAUGGUCUGGCGGGGUUAUGCGGCAUAUUGAUAUCAUUACAAAGGAGUCAAUGGUUGAAAAGGUCAAUGCGAAUGAUGUGAAUUCCACAUGGUCUGGUCCCCCUGGACCAAAUGCGGUUUGGCAGGCUUGCAAAAGCUGAAAUGGCUGGCUGGCUGGUUGGGGCGUUGCUGCUCUAGACAGGGCCCGAGGCUCCGUAUCCAAAUAAAGUGACGAGACAAGAACACGACUUUGCGCGAAACAUACACUCA